Messenger RNA from Pelobates fuscus (common spadefoot toad), 1348 nucleotides. It is a transcript of the gene MBLAC1, whose product is annotated as metallo-beta-lactamase domain containing 1. The record is from RefSeq and is a predicted model, not a curated record. NCBI's taxonomy places the organism in Eukaryota, Metazoa, Chordata, Amphibia, Anura, Pelobatidae. The transcript is spliced from 2 exons. The coding region runs from base 34 to 690 and encodes 218 amino acids.
UUCACUGAUCAUGUGAUCGAUUAUAGUGCCUGCAUGCGAGCAGAAGCAAUGGAGGUCCGUACCUGCCCAGUAGGUACCUAUGACAUUCCUGGGAACCCUCACUCAGUACAUAUAUUGUUGGAAGGUUACUGCAAGGAUGCAGGACAUGAUCAGUUUGUGGCUGAUGGCUCUGUCACGCUUGUACGUGGCCCCCUUACUGUCUUGGUGGACACUGCUGGCCCUUGGUCACGUGAUAACCUUCUUGAAUCUCUACGGUGCCAUGGUGUGACCCCUGCUGAUGUUACUCAUGUUAUAUGCACUCAUGGCCACUCAGAUCAUGUGGGAAACCUCAAUCUUUUCCCAAAGGCUGAGAUACUAGUGUCUUAUGAUCUGUGGCGUAACGGUGUCUAUGUUGCCCAUGACUUCCGUGGUGGUGUUCCUUAUCUGUUGCCUGGAGGGGAAGGACUGAAAGUGAUACCAACACCAGGCCACACCGGUAGUGAUACAACCCUCCUUGUUCCUGGAACCACUAUGGGCACAGUGGCAGUAGCUGGAGACCUUUUUGAAAGGGAAGGGGAUCAUGAUUCCUGGCGUCAAUUAAGUGAAGACCCUGAAACUCAGGAAAGGAACCGAACAGCUCUUCUGAAAGUUGCAGAUGUAAUUGUGCCGGGACACGGACCACCCUUCAAGGUCAUAAGGACUGAGCAGUAGACUGUGAAACCUUUGGUUAUGUGGGCUCCAUAUCCUUAUUAAAAUGGACAUGAAUCUCCAGGACUUGAACCAACAUGCUUUAUUUUUUAGCAUAUUGUUCAAACAAUAGGCAGCAUAACAACCAAUUUUCCUUGCAGAGGUUAUUCAACAAGGAGCUGCGCUGUCUUAUCUCCGUUCACAGAGUUGAUAAAUCAUUGCCUAUGUAGACCUCUCAUCUUAGUUAUUAUUAUUUUAUUAUUUAUAUGGUGCCAGCAAAUUCCGUAGCGCUGUACAAUGGGUGAGACGGUACUCGGAGAUAGAAACUAUGCAUUCAUCCCCUGUCACUCCACAUAUGUGUGUGUACAAUGCGGGAAUUAGACUAGGGUGCUGCCCAGGUUUUCAUUUUGUCUGAAUAUAUUCAACAACAAAAAUUUGUUUUGUCUGAACUGAAUUUCGUCUGUCUGUUCAUUCGUUUUUGGAUGAAAAUUGGUCAUUAUUUUUUAUUCCGAUCUGUGUCGCAGGCCUCAGCUGCAUCUUGCAGCUGUUUAGUAGUUAACUCUCUAAAUUGGUACCCUUGUGGGAUUUGAUGUAUAAAAAAGUCUCUUAACACCCACGAAUGCAGAGUGAUAAAUACAUGAAUGAACUUUGCACGAAUGAUACAGCUUUCCUAGGAUCACCU